This is a messenger RNA of Lepisosteus oculatus (spotted gar), 2645 nucleotides long. Its product is annotated as N-fatty-acyl-amino acid synthase/hydrolase PM20D1.2. Gene Ontology annotation, biological process: amino acid metabolic process. Gene Ontology annotation, molecular function: hydrolase activity, acting on carbon-nitrogen (but not peptide) bonds, in linear amides; metallocarboxypeptidase activity. Lineage: Eukaryota; Metazoa; Chordata; Actinopteri; Semionotiformes; Lepisosteidae. The record is from RefSeq and is a predicted model, not a curated record.
CUUCGCUCUACCUCAUCCGGGCAAGAGAGCGACACCAGCCGCACACGCCGGACGGCCGCGUGAAAGCGCUAGCUAGCGGCUUGAAAAUGACAGGACGUAGCACGAGAUUUCAGCUCUGGAGGUUCCUGAAAGUCGCCUUGUUGAGCGCGUUACUACUGGUGUGUGUUUUGCUAGUCGUGGCCACGAUUAGGACUCUGACCCUGGACGUGAACGAGGGGCUCGGGCUCGCUCGCUGGGAAGAGAAGGAGAUUGUCCCCUUCGGCAUCAGCCCGCUGCAGCGACAGCAGCUACUGGAUAAUUUUAAGGCGGCGAUUCGCAUCCCGACGGUGUCCUUCUCGGACACAGAGCUCAACUACACAGCCCUGCGGGAGUUCCGGGACUUUCUGCCCACAGUCUUCCCCACUGUGUUCGCCUCCAGCCUAGUGAAGUAUGAGCUCGUUGCCAACUACAGCCACCUGUUCACCGUGCCGGGCUCGGACCCGGGCCUGCAGCCCUACAUGCUGAUCGCCCACCUCGACGUGGUGCCCGCCUCCGAGGGCGACGGCUGGGAAGCUCCGCCCUUCUCUGCCCAGGAGAUGGGCGGCUUCAUCUACGGCCGUGGCACCAUUGACGACAAGCACUCGCUCAUGGCAAUCCUGCAGGCUCUGGAGUACCUGCUGCAGAAAGGGUACAGACCUCGGCGCACAUUGUACAUUGGCUUGGGUCACGACGAGGAGGUAAACGGCCUGCAGGGGGCAAUGAGCAUCGUGAGGAAACUUCAGUCUCGCGGUGUGAAGUUGUCCUUUGUACUGGAUGAGGGUCUGUCUGUGAUUGACGGCGUCAUUGACGGACUAACUGAACCGGUUGCUCUUAUAGGUAUCGGUGAGAAGGGCCAGGCCACGGUCAAGCUGAGUGUGACCACGAGCCCUGGGCACUCCUCCAUGCCUCUGCGAGAGAGCAGCAUCGGCAUCCUGGCAGCAGCUGUGACCAGGCUGGAACAGAACCCCAUUCCCAGCAUGUUUGGGUUAGGCCCAGAGCUUGCGACCUUUGAGCACCUGGCCCAUAAGUUCACACUCCCUCUGAAAUUCUUCAUGACCAACCUUUGGCUGUUUUCUCCCCUGAUUGGCAGGGUUAUGGAAGGAAAACCAGAUUCCAAUGCCUUUGUCCGAACUACAACUGCAGUCACCAUGUUUAACUCUGGCAUUAAGAUCAAUGUCAUCCCUCCGUAUGCCGAAGCGUUUGUCAAUCUGCGGAUCCACUCUGCGCAGACGCUGCAGGAGGUCCUGGAGAUAAUCAGGGACAUUAUUGGGGAUGAACGGGUGAAGCUGGAGCUGGUCAAUGGUUUUGAUCCCCCUCGCGUCAGCUCCUACGACGAGAAGUCCUUUGGGUUCCAGAUCAUCAAGAAGACAGUCCUGGACUCCUUCCCCCAGGUGACAGUGGCUCCAGGUAUCUGCGUUGGAAACACGGAUAGUCGCCACUAUGUUGACUUGGCCAAGGACACCUACAGGUUUACUCCAACCUGGUUUAAGAAAGGUGACUUACGCAGGUUUCAUGGUGUAAACGAGAGGAUUUCGGCUAAAAACUACGAAGACCUGGUGGAGUUUUAUUUUCGGCUGAUUCAGAACUGCGACAUCCGCAAACUGCCCGAGCCUCAUGGCAGCCUUCACGAUCUGUAGAGAACUGUGGGCGUCACGGGCCGCUACCAGCAGGAGCGCCAUGUCUGCCCUUCACCAGACGCUGGGUGUUAAUGUGCUGGCAGAGGGCUAAUAUACUGAGGUUGUGCUGGGAUAACCUGGAGCGGGUGAUACUUAAACAUGGCCAAGAUGUGCCAGAUUGAGGAGGAUAUUUGAGGAGUGAUCUAGUAGAUAAACACUGGUCUGUGUGCACUUCAGUUAAUUUACCUUUAAUUGAUGUGUUCUGAUCACUUUCUUCGUCUUUUUAAUUGACUUAAUUGGUAUUUGACCCAUUUUUUAAUCCUAGGGUUUGUGAGGCACUGCUGUGCUGUAAGCAGAUAGUUGCACGGUGAGGGAGCCGUGUCAGACAAACAGCCCCUGGCUCAGUCUUAAUCUUAAUAUAAAUCAAAACAGUCUUGUUUCAUUCUUCGAGAGUGCAGGCAGGAGAUCUGCAUUUCACCAAAGCAUCAGGAUUCAUAUUGUGGAUUUCCUAGGCCAGCAUAGGUUUAGUUUCAAUAGUGGAUGAUUGCUAACAGUGAAGAAAGAUAUCUCAACAUGGAUAGCCCCCUCUCACAGUAACCCAGUUUUCUUACAUUUGUUCCACUUAACAUUAAAUCUCCACAUUCCAUUGCGGUGGAGGUGUAACUUUUUUUUUUUAUUUAGACCUGUCUAGACACACUGACCUGCACAGGAUUUCUCCUAAUCUCUGGAAAUAUUCUCGUUUUCUGGAAACGAGCCUCUUUCCUGUUGAUGUAAUUAGAAUAUUGUCUCCCAGUUACCGGAGACAUAAAAGCAAAACCUACUGUAUCUUUUGGAUACUGUUCAAGAUGUAACCUGAUCCCACCCCAGGUCAAAAUUCACUUUAAAGAUUUGUAUUAUUUAAUUGGAAUUGAUUUUCUGUCUCAUAUGUCUCUAUGUCAGUGCCCUGCUGUUAACAAAAUAUUGAAGUUACUUAAAUCACAAUUGAAAAUAAAAUGGCUUAAAUUCUUUCUA